CAUUACACGUAUAACUCUCGGGGCAGUCUACCAAGAAGAAAUCACAAUGGCGAAUUUUGACGGUACCAGCUCGUCUCCUCUUCUGAAAUUGGCAAAGCAACCAGGUAGUCGUUACAAUGGAGGCCUAUUUCGAGGGACGUAUCCCACGAUUGGCCUUCCUCCAGGAUCGUCAAGUCAAGAGCUGCUUUUUCACGUGGUCUCCAGUGAUCAAACCGGGCCUGAUGGGAAGUCGUUUGAACUUGUAUCCUUGGUGCCAAAAGAUUGGGUAGAUGUAGAUUUCAAAUAUUUUCUUCAUCCCCAUCCUGACUUUAAUGUCAACGGACUCUACACUUGGGAAUGGCUUUUGAUUAAUUUCAAAAAGCGCAGGUACCCUGAGCUGACUUUUGUAGAAUACGACAUAAUGGAUCUUACCACUGAAUGCCCUGUUCCUUAUGAAGAAGCUGAGAAUGAAAUUAGUAAAGUUUUAAACACCUUGCAAGAAACUCAGCUAGGAAGCAACGAGAGCCUCGAAUCCUGGGAACGACCUCCGAAAGAGCUCUCUUUUUGCUCUAAUGGUGAUACAAGUUCGCACGCCCUUAUGCAGCUAGCGAAAAGAAUGGAUAACUCCAAAAACUUGUCUAGAAGCUUUUCUGCAAGUACUCCUAAUAAUAGACCUGGUUCUGGUAGCAAGCCUUUUCCUACUACUUGUGGAAAUAUUGCGAAAAAGCCUCGAACAAUUGUCAGUAAGAAAGGAGCAGCAUCAAAGGGAACGGACGAUGAGCGAAAUUUUACUCAUAGUAGAAAUCAAUCCGUGAUUUCUCUUGACAGUGAACCGAACGCAAGUUCUAAUCGUAAAAAUUCCGAAACGAGAUUUACGGGAGUAACGGCUUUAGAAAAACGAAAUAGUGUUUCCAAUGGUGAGACCGGAAUUGCAGUUCAGAACAAUAUUCCAACAAACACUUCUGAUGAUGCAGCUUGGAAAGCCCAAGUGUUGCAGGGCAUAAAUGCCACUAAUUCAUUACUGAAGCAUUUGAUUCCGUCAAAAAAAUUUAUAGAAACAUGUCUCGAUAAAAACAUGGAUCACUUUCGGAAAACGGUAGACCGAAACUUAAGUCUUCCUUUGAACCGGUUAGAAGACGUCAUGAUACUCAACACUGCUCUAAUUGAUUUGGAUCUAUCCGUUAGUCUGUGCGCGGUCCAAAUUACGGAUCUCGGUCACAUUUCGUACUGUUCAACUUUAGCUAAAAGAAUAAUGGACUGCUUGAUGACCUGUGAAAUCUGCACGAAGAUGCAGUGGAAGACGCGUACCAAAGAUUCGCGGCCGGGUAUUUGCCCUGUCGUCAACAUUCUUUCAAUUUUCAGAGCAGUGAUGACGGCUGUUUUAGAGAAACACAACAAAACCACUUCAAUGGCCAAGAUUGUUUUUGCCGUCCAAGAAGCGAGGCGCCAGCAUCAAUGUGAAUACUAUAAGUCGUUGAACAUGACGCCAGUAAAUGAAUCGGAGGAGGAAAGUAGUUCUGUUAAAAAGAAAUGCGAAAAAAGCCAAGCCAUCCUACUGAUGCAACAGCGGACUAAGGCAAUCUUACAGGCAUUGGAAAAUUAUCGAGAAUAAUCACAAGCGCAUUGGAGAACAUAAUAUUAUUUCUUUCAAGUGAUUGUAUUAGUUUGUUGGUGAAUUAUUUCUUUUUGGUUUUCUACAUUAAUUUUUUCAAGAACCAAUAGUGAAUUGAAACAAUAAUUUGACUUUUUUAUGAUUCUCAAUUUCAACAACAAUAUAAUUUUCCGUUAACAGCACA
Molecule: messenger RNA, 1775 nt
Organism: Daphnia pulicaria
Lineage: Eukaryota; Metazoa; Arthropoda; Branchiopoda; Diplostraca; Daphniidae
Exons: 8
Coding region: 47-1591 (514 amino acids)
Source: RefSeq, a predicted model, not a curated record